AUGGGAAGCAAUUUCACAUUCUCUCUCUCUCUCUCUCUCUCUCUCUCUCUCUCUCUCUCUCUCUCUCUCUCUCUCUCAUUCCUUUGCCAAAAUCACAUUAUGAUUCGUUUUAUUCUUAUCCAAAACAGGGCUGGUAAAACUCGUCUGGCCAAAUGGUACAUGCACUUUGAUGAUGAUGAGAAGCAAAAGUUAAUAGAAGAAGUACAUGCAGUGGUAACAGUCAGAGAUGCUAAGCACACAAACUUUGUGGAGUUCCGAAACUUCAAAAUUGUGUACCGCCGAUAUGCUGGGUUAUAUUUCUGUAUCUGUGUUGACGUAAGUGACAACAAUUUGGUAUACCUAGAGGCAAUCCAUAACUUUGUGGAAGUGUUGAACGAAUACUUUCAUAAUGUAUGCGAAUUGGAUCUGGUAUUCAAUUUUUAUAAGGUCUACAGUGUUGUCGAUGAGAUGUUCACAGCAGGUGAAAUCCGUGAAACUAGUCAAACGAAAGUCCUAAAACAACUACUCAUGCUUUCUUCAUUGGAGCAGAAUAGUAAGCAUUUAUCCUCCAAUUGCCAUCCAAUGAAUUCUUCUUUGUCUACUUUACCUGUGACUUCACGUACCACCUCCAGACUACUUCAGUGUCAGAGGAAGAUCUCAACAAAUUAUAUGAAAGAAGCAUUCACGUUACAAAACUCGUAUAAAUUAGUUGAAGAAGAAUUUUCCACACUCUCUGAAGAUAUCAAAAAGCUCACAUCAUCUAAUAAGACAGAAUUACAAAGUAUUGCACAUUACCAUAUAGAUGGCCAAGGUAAAUCACUUAGACCCAUGGUUGUUAUCCUAAUGGCUAAAUGUUGUAAUUACCAUCAUACAUAUGAUGAUAGCAUUUUAUAUCCUCAGCGUGUAAUAGCAAUGAUCUCAGAAAUGAUUCAUACAGCAAGUCUCAUACAUGAUGACGUUAUUGAUAUGUCGGAUAUUAGACGUGGUAAACCUAGUGUUAAAGCUUUAUGGGGAGAACGAAAGGCUAUUCUUGCUGGAAACUUCAUCCUGUCACAAGCAUCAUCAGCAUUGGCUAAGCUACAAAACGAAUAUGUUGUAACUGUAAUUUCUGGUGUCAUAGAAGAUUUAGUUAAAGGGGAAUUCAUGCAGCUUGGAUCAAAAGAAGAUGAAAAUGAAAGAUUUAAUCAUUAUUUAAAAAAAACUUUCAAGAAAACAGCUUCUUUAAUUGCUAAUAGUUGCAAGGCUGUAGCCAUAUUGGGUAACUGUUGUGAAGAUGUUGUAGAUAUUGCUUAUAACUACGGUCGUAACAUGGGCUUAGCUUUCCAGUUGGUUGACGACAUAUUGGAUUUUAUUUCUUGCGAUAAAGUCAUGGGAAAACCAACAACUGCUGAUUUAAAGUUAGGCUUAGCCACAGCCCCUGUACUUUUUGCUGCUCAGGAGUAUCCUGAACUUCAUCCAAUGAUUAUGAGACGUUUUAGUGAAGUUGGUGAUGUAAGAAGAGCACGUGAUUUAGUAGCCAAGAGUGAUGGAGUUGCUCAAACACGUAUCUUAGCCGAACAACAUGCCAAAGAAGCUGUACGCAUGAUCCAACAGCUCAAAACAUGUUCAUCACAACAAGCAUUAAUACAUUUAGUAAAAUUUGUUCUCGAUAGAAAAAAAUGA
Messenger RNA from Acanthosepion pharaonis, 1641 nucleotides. NCBI's taxonomy places the organism in Eukaryota, Metazoa, Mollusca, Cephalopoda, Sepiida, Sepiidae. The record is from the annotation of a GenBank genome assembly.